AUGCUCUCAGCGGUGCCAGCAGAGCUACUCAUUCUUUUCAUCGCUACGACCGGCGUUCCAGCAGACAGGUACAUCACGACUGAAACACUCAACGGCCAUGUAAGGGGGGUCAUUGAGGAGGUGGAAGGCAUAGACGUGGCACGGUACUUGGGAAUUCCGUACGCGGAACCGCCUGUCGGGGAGCUGCGCUUUCGGAGACCAGUGCCGACAAAAUCAUGGCGUCCCACGACUCUGGACGCACUAGAGUUCGCAAGCCCUUGCGCUCAAGCCAACGGUUCUCUUCCUCCGGUUCCCUGGCUGGUAAACCGAGACCAAGUCAAAGAGGACUGCCUCUACCUGAACGUGUGGAGCCCCGUGGGAAGACCCAAACCAUUAGGAGUACUCUUCUGGAUUCACGGCGGGGGCUACAGAACAGGCACUGCCUCGGCGUCCCUUUACGACAGUAAAGCCUUGGCUGCUGUUGGCGAUAUCGUAGUCGUUUCGAUCAACUUCAGAGUCGGCUCUUUUGGAUUUCUCUACACUGGUCCUGGCUCAUCCAGCGGCAACUACGCUCUCUGGGACCAGCACCUCGGCCUUCUCUGGGUGCGGGACAACAUCGCUCAGUUCGGAGGCGACCCUGGCCGAGUGACCGUGUACGGCGAAAGCGCCGGCUCGAUUGGAAUCGGUGCGCUGCUCGUCGCACCUCGUAACGCCGGUCUCAUUCGUCGUGCUAUCAUGUCCAGCGGAAGCAACUACUGGUUGGUUCCGCCGCAGAAUGUCGUGGGCCACUCGUACACCGACCGAAUCGCCAAGUACGUUGGCUGCCUGGAUCAGUCGAAGCCGUCGUCGAAGACACAUCCCGAGGAGGUCAUAGAAUGUCUCCGCAGGGCACCCGUCGCUAAGAUAAUCGAUGCUGAAGACACCCAGUUCUCCACAGAGCUGGUGACCUUUACUCCUUCCCACGGUGACGACUACCUUCCGCUGCCGGAGCUGGAUGCCAUCGCCCGAGGCCUCUUCAUUCCUCUGGAGAGUAUUCUUGCGGGAGGCAUGACAGAGGAAGGUAGCAUGUUUGUCUACUUUUGGGGACCAUCCUUCGCCAACAUCUCGUCGGGGCCCCAACUGAGGAAACAAGAGGUAGCCGACUUCGCAGCGCGCCACUACUUCGGCUUCUUGCCCAAGGCGACGCAGUCUAUGAUCACCGGCAGCUAUCUGCGCCGUGUACCUGGGGUCUCUGACUGGAGAGGAAACCUGCGAGCGCUGAUGGACACCCUGGGUGACUUUGUCAUCUUCUGCCCGACCAAAUUCUACUCCGAGGCAUUCGCCAAGACGAACCGUCCCGUAUACUUCUACGUGUUCGACUACCAAUACAAGCGCGGCCUUUGGCCACCCUGGAUGGGUGCAACGCAUUUCGAGGACCUCCAGUUCACGUUCGGAAUGCCUUUCCGUUUUCCCGAGCGCUACUCGGAUGCGGAUCGAGAGCAGAGCAGAGUUUGCAUGCAAGUCAUAGGCUCGUACGUCGACACUGGGAAGCCUGCAGUGCCGGGAGGCGGCGAGUGGCCGACGUUCACCAAGGAGCAACCGCUGCAUGUCUUCCUGCGUGCGGUCAAUGCCAGCAUCGGAUCGGAUUUUCACGGCGAAGGAUGCGACGUCUACCGCACGCUGUACAAGGUUCUGGGCGUCCCAGUUCCCUGA
Molecule: messenger RNA, 1671 nt
Organism: Dermacentor silvarum
Lineage: Eukaryota; Metazoa; Arthropoda; Arachnida; Ixodida; Ixodidae
Product: cholinesterase 1
Exons: 2
Coding region: 1-1671 (556 amino acids)
Biological process (GO): acetylcholine catabolic process; choline metabolic process
Cellular component (GO): plasma membrane
Molecular function (GO): acetylcholinesterase activity
Source: RefSeq, a predicted model, not a curated record